GGAAUCAUCGCAAACGAGACCCUGGGUUACUUCAUGGCUCGCAUAUUUCUCUUCCUCUAUAUGAUUGGUGUGGACGUCAAAAAAUUCCGCUUCCGUCAGCACAUGAAGAACGAGAUGGCUCACUACGCCCGUGAUUGCUGGGAUGCCGAAUGCCGCACCAGUUACGGGUGGGUAGAAUGUGUCGGUUGUGCUGAUCGAAGUUGCUUCGACCUCACCCAGCACACCAAGGCUACCGGGGCUCGCCUUGUUGCUGAGAAGCCCCUCGCAGCACCGAAAAAAGUCCGAAAGGUGCAGUGUGUCCCCAAUAAAGGCAAAAUCGGCAAAACAUAUCGUGCAGAAGCUGCGGGCAUCUUGACAGCUCUAUCUGAGUUGGGCCCUGAAGCAACGGCCAAGUUGAAGACCGAACUUGAAACCUCUGGCAAGUCCAACUUGACCGUAAAUGGCAACCAGUUCGAGAUCAGCGCAGACAUGGUAGUAGUCAAAGAAGUGGAGGAAAUUGUGCACGGUGAGCUGCCUUUAAAACCACUUAUACAUUUGCUUCUGUGUGUUUUACUGUUUAUUUCAACCCUUGCAUUUUUUGUGAAUCUGCGCAUGUUCAGUGACAGAGGGAGACGAACUUUUCUUGUUUAUAUUUUGCUUCGUAAAGCGUAUGGUCUCUGA
Dibothriocephalus latus is the source of this 660-nucleotide messenger RNA. The record is from the annotation of a GenBank genome assembly. Lineage: Eukaryota; Metazoa; Platyhelminthes; Cestoda; Diphyllobothriidea; Diphyllobothriidae.